CAGCAUCCUCCCCUCUCCACUUCUACCUUCACGCUCACCUCUUCACGCCUCCCUCUCAGCUCCUCUCGCCGCCUUCCUCUUUUUUCUUUUUUUUUUUUUGUCACCUACUAACACAUAUCAUCUUCUCACAUCUCCCCGUCUGCUUGUCUCUCCCUCCUCCGUCUCCUCUCAUCCUUCCUCCGUUCUCACACACUUAACCUUGCUGUCUCACGCAAAUGCACGCAAACAGACACUCAUGCUGAUUGGCACCCAAGGACAGAGCAGCCUCUCUACCCAAACCGGCCGGCCGGCUUCUCUGACCGGUGCAGCCGGUCUUCUUGACACUGAGCGCAGCUGAGGAAGAGGAUAAAGGAAGAGGCCAUGGAGCACAGCCACAUCUUCCCUGUUUUCCCCCCAAACGGGAGCAGCUGGAGCGCGGGGCAGAAUCCCUCGGAGGCUGCCCAGGGAUGCCCCCUGGGACCGCUGCCCGUCAUCUACUACAGCAUCCUGCUCUGUCUUGGCCUGCCGGCUAACAUCCUGACAGUGGUUAUCCUGUCCCAGCUGGUGCUGCGUCGUCAGAAGUCGUCCUACAACUAUCUCCUGGCUCUGGCAGCCGCCGACAUCCUGGUUCUGCUCCUCAUUGUUUUCGUCGACUUCAUCCUGGAGGAUUUCAUCCUGGCGGCGCCGCUGCCGCCGUCGCUGAACAGCGCGGUGCAGGUGCUGGAGUUCUCCUCCAUCCACACCUCCAUCUGGAUCACCGUGCCGCUCACCAUCGACCGCUACAUCGCCGUCUGCCACCCGCUGCGCUACCACACCGUCUCCUACCCGGCCCGCACGCGGAGGGUGAUAUUCGCCGUGUACAUCGGGUGCUUGCUCUCCGCGGCGCCGUAUUACUGGUGGCCCGAGCUGUGGCACAGCCUGCCGGGGGUCGGAGGUGGGGGUGGAGGUGACGGAGGGGGGGGAGGAGGAGGGGAGAGCAGCAGAAGAACGGCGGCCCAGCACGUCCUGGUCUGGGCCCACUGCGCCACGGUGUACCUCCUCCCCUGCACCGUCUUCUUCUCCCUCAACGCCGUCAUCGUCCGCAAACUCCGCAGGCGCCGCAGCUGCUUCCGCCUCCGGGGUUACUCCACCGGCAAGACCACCGCCAUCCUCCUCGCCAUCACCUCCAUCUUCGCCGUUCUGUGGGCGCCGCGCACCCUCAUGAUCCUCUACCACUUCUACUCCCCGCCCCCGACCUCGCCAAGUGCCGGGCGGCUGCUGCACGUGCUCACCGACCUGGCCAACAUGCUGGCGCUGCUCAACACCGGCGUCAACUUCUUCCUCUACUGCUUCAUCAGCAAGCGCUUUCGAGGCAUGGCGGCCAACGUGCUGCGAGCCCUGGUGCACUGCCGCAAGCAGCCGCCGCCUUUCUACGCCAGCCACAAUUUCUCCAUCACGAGCAGCCCGUGGAUCUCGCCCGCCAACUCCCACUGCAUCAAGAUGCUGGUGUACCAGUACGACAAAAACGGGAAGCCCAUCUGCAUUUCCUCCUGAGCCCAGAGCUGCCAGCAGCCGUCAUCGCCAUCGGUCGUUUGGGGAACGUAGUCAGGCUUUCUCUCCAUGGCAACCAGCUUUGCACACACGGGACUCUUUGAGGUUUGAAAAUGUCAACACGCCCAGAGAGCUCGGAGGUGGCAGUUUAGCUAGCACUGAGAGAUAACAUUGUAGUUAGCUAGCGAGGUGGAAAAGCCAGCAGCAGACGCAUGG
This is a messenger RNA of Salarias fasciatus (jewelled blenny), 1725 nucleotides long. RefSeq names its product G protein-coupled receptor 139 (gene gpr139). Gene Ontology annotation, biological process: phospholipase C-activating G protein-coupled receptor signaling pathway. Gene Ontology annotation, cellular component: plasma membrane. Bases 361 to 1512 code for a protein of 383 amino acids. Lineage: Eukaryota; Metazoa; Chordata; Actinopteri; Blenniiformes; Blenniidae. Gene Ontology annotation, molecular function: G protein-coupled receptor activity. The record is from RefSeq and is a predicted model, not a curated record. The transcript is spliced from 2 exons.